Annulohypoxylon maeteangense is the source of this 1721-nucleotide messenger RNA. RefSeq lists its product as uncharacterized. The transcript is spliced from 2 exons. NCBI's taxonomy places the organism in Eukaryota, Fungi, Ascomycota, Sordariomycetes, Xylariales, Hypoxylaceae. The coding region runs from base 231 to 1337 and encodes 368 amino acids. The record is from RefSeq and is a predicted model, not a curated record.
GUCGACCGUCAGCCCUAUGUAGAUCGUUCUGCAACCCCUUGCCUUGAAACAGAGCUUUAGGCAUCACUUUAGCGAUGCUUCGCCACGAUCUUCCGACGGGUGCGAUCCUACCUUGGCACUUGAGUAGAAAAGGACUAGCAUCCCCGCUUCUCAGCCUCAUCUCUCUUAUUUCAUCGUGAUGCAGUUUUCUCUUUUUCUUCAUCUUUGAGAUAGAUUAGACGUCUAGAAGUAUGGACGUUAUUCGAUCUCUGUGGCCCGGUGUUGUCGGUGGAGCAGACAGCGCGAGACAGGCCUUUCAAAAUGAAAUAAUCCCCCAACUCCAUUCGGGUCGAUCUAUCGAAACCUUGGUAGCACGAAAAGCAGAUUCCAACGAAACUAUUAAAAUUAUCAUAACAGUUUUUCUAUUUAUUCAAGGUGUUAUCGCCAUACUAACAUUUUUGACCAUCGAAUAUACCGUUUACAAUUUAUUCCCAGUCUUGGCUGCUGUCGAGGACGAUGGUGCUCCCGAAUCUUACGAACCACUGGCUAAUAAGGAUGCCGUGGAGCUGGAAGAGUCUGAAGGAAGUAAGCCCGUGGAGGUCGAUGAAAUCUUAGCUCCGCGACCGAGGCCUACAACUUCAAGCCUCCGUUCUACCUACCGCCAUCUACGCUCCGUCAGCGGCAGGUGGUCCCUCUUCCGAGGCGGGCGAUGCUGGAUGAUCCUUAGAUCGGCCACCGUCACGGCCACUUUCCUUCUCAACCGCAUUCCAUUUUUACCAGCCGCCGUCGCUUGGCCUAUCGCUUCCGUGCUCACCUUGCCUUUGUACGUUGUCUGGACACACAUCGUGAUCACGGAGCCCAAUCAUAGGAACUUCUGGUACCGUUUCCCGCCGCUGGGUCUCGUAUACCGCGCUGUUGCUCGCGCAGCCCUGCCUUACUUCCUCGUCAGGGGGUUCGAGGGCUACAUCGUUUCAACGGUGGUGUUCGCGCUGGUGGGCUGGAAACCGAGCAGGGGCAGUAUCCUGGCCUGGCUGCUCUCCCUCAUCGUGGCGUUCAUUGUCUGGGUCUGUGUUGUGAUCCCUACGCACGCAAUCUUUAUCCGCGUCCAGGCCUCGCUGCUCGCUAAGGAGGAGCGGACCAUCGUACCGCUUCACCGCUCGAUAACAGCGCAUAGGAUCGAGGGGAAGGAGUAUCUGUUUACACUUGAUGCUUGGAGGUCCUUCUCGCGAGCUUCUUGGAGACGGCUGUUUAAGCUGUAUGCUAAGAUCUGCUUGUUCUGCUUUGCGCUGGAAGCUGCUGUGGUUGCGAUUGCGGUUAUUGAGUUCUUGAUUAUAAACCCGAUCGUUACUGGGAAGUAGAAUGGGCGUUGAUGAGUAUAUAUAGGUCCGUAGGUGCGUCAUACAUACACACAUGGAUGUAAAAUUGAGCACAUGAACAUCCACUUGGAGCUAUGACCUUUCAUGACCCUGAGCUUGGCUUCAUCCCAUAAUAUAUCGCCCUAUUCAAUGAUUGCUUGGUCAAUGCUCUUGAGGAGUGACCCGGCCUGGUGGUUCGCACAGUAAAGCAUAUAAAUCUGAAGAGAGUCUAAGUGUAGUAACAAUCCGCGACUGGAUUAGAUAUAAUGGCCGGGUUGGUACGGUGGUGCUUACAAACCGAUUGAAUUGCUAUAGCUCUGACUUCACUAGUGAGCACCAUUUGAGGGUUCGAUUCCCUCGGUGGUCCGAUCAUUUUUUAGGAACUUC